Molecule: messenger RNA, 1299 nt
Organism: Trichoderma virens Gv29-8
Lineage: Eukaryota; Fungi; Ascomycota; Sordariomycetes; Hypocreales; Hypocreaceae
Exons: 3
Coding region: 1-1299 (432 amino acids)
Source: RefSeq, a predicted model, not a curated record
AUGCUGUGGAAACGCGUUGCCGCUGUCUUGCUGCUGGCCAUAGGGCGAGAGUCGUUUGCCCAAAGAACCGGUAACGAAUCAAUUUGCGACUAUUACGCAACGCAGCGGUAUGGCGCGAACAACGUUACCACGCAGCUGCUCCUCAUCCAGAGCAUCGUCACGCUUGCCUAUGCUGGAAGCUCUGGUCUUCCAAACCCAAUCGACGACAAUACCGGCAUCUUCAACAAUGGAAAUUUUGAAGGGAUUCAUGUAUACCUCCGGCCUUGGUUUGACGGCUCAAAGGCGACGACGAACUUGAACAAUCAGCCUGUUGGCAUCGACUGGCUAGACGGAGGAGCUACGGGACCAUUGAUGUCUUUCUUGAAUGGCUCUUCGAAUUCCGUCAAUAUAGAUACAUCGACGAAUCAAUACCGCCUCUUCACUCACUGGUUUACGGCCUUUGGCUUUGUCUAUGGUUGCAGUCUUGCGCCAAAGUUUCCUCGCACGGCCGACAGCGGCGGUCCUCUUUCCAUGGCCUAUGUCCACAAGUUCAUGGACCUGAACCAAACACACAUCGGAUACUUCAUCGAGCAGCUCACGUUGUCGAGCAAGUACUUUGGCUUCUCAGACGAGGACGCGCAGACACUCGACACGUUUAUGAAUGCCAGAUACAAUGUGCGAUGCGCGCCUGCUAUCAAUGGCCAGCUCUACUCCAUAUGCUUCGCAGACGAGUGCCCGCUUGCGCAGCCCAAGCCCGACUGCGAUGCAUAUAAGGAUAUUGGGCCGAGUGGAGCGAGUAAUGUUUCAGUGGUAACAACUACGGUAAACCCAGCAUCACCAACGACUUCUGCGACGACGACUUCAGCGCCCCCAAGCUCUACGACUACGGCAGCGCCAGCGGGAGAUUCAAGCCCCAACCCGGAUUCCAAGUCCAGCUCGACCGCCCUGUCUGGCGGAGCGAUAGCAGGAAUUGCCAUCGGCGGUGCAGCAGUUUUGCUUCUUGCUGUUGGCCUGUUGCUAUACUAUCGCCGUCAUUCAUCAAAGCCGCAAAUCGUGCCCGUCCCUGUACCUUCAGAUGGGUAUGGCUCUCCUGCUCACCCCCCUCACGCGUAUUACGCACACGCGAGUAUGGCCUCCUCGUCGAACCCACAUGAGACGUACGUGGGAGGACAUGAGGCGCACAUGGGAGGACAUGCUAACAUGUCUGGGUUCUGGGCACCACCGAAACCACAUGAGAUGGGCCAAACUGGCCAUGAUGAGCCCGUGGUGCCGAGGCCAGCGACAAUGUCGCCACAGCUGGCCGAGAUGGAGAGCCCGUGA